AAAAAUGAAUGUCAAAAUAGGUGUAUUUACAAAUGUCAUUCACAUACAUUAUGUAUUUUGUGAAAAAUUGCCUUUUUUCAUACUAAAAAAAAUAUCAUAUUUCGAUUUUCGUACCGUACACCGUAAAUUUAGCAGAUAAACAAGACAAAUCGAAAAAUUCAAAAUCAAUCUAGUUCAGAAACGAUGGAAACAAAGGAGACGAAUGAAAUACCGACCAACGAUGACAUUGCAGCCGCUCGUCGUGAGGCUCGUCGUCGAAAAAUUUUGGAAAAUUCCAAAAGCCGCCUUUCACGAAUCACUGGCCGGGAGGACACAGAUGAAGACGAUAAAAAGACAGACAAGGAAACUGAAACACAACCCAAGGAACAAGUCAUUUACCCCGAUCCAGAAGUAGAAAGAGACGUCUAUGUACCGCAAACCACACCACCAUUCCCACCCGAAUUGUUCGGUGCUGUUGACGGUAUGGGUUCAAUCGAUGAUCGUCAGCAAUUUUUCGAGCUGUUCAAUACAUUACAACAACAAAAUUCGGGCCAAGCAAAUUCAAAUACUUUUGCUGCGUUUGCACAGUUUGGAAAUAUGGGUGGUGGCGAGGCUGGACCAAAUGCAUUUUUCGGAAAUUUAAACACCAAUGAACAACCAAAAGUACCUGAAACACCAUUACAAAAAUUUCUCAACACAAAAAUUCACAUCGGUCUAUUGGCAGUGUUAACCUAUUUAUUUAUUUUACUGACACCAUUUCAUUGGAAUGUUUUUCUUGUUUUUCUUCUCUGGGAAAUUGCUGAAAUUUUCAUUUUACGUCAGCACGAGUCAAAUUCAAAUGGUAUUAUAAAUGUUUUGUUCAUGUUGGCUGGAAUAUCGCCGGCGAAAGUAAACAUUGUCUUGAAAUGGGUUCAAUUAUUGAAUAAGGUAUUGCGGGAUGUGGCAUUGUUUAUGUUUUUCUUUGUUCUCACUCAUGUGUGCCGCGUAUAUUGGACCGGAUUGAGUCUUGUGCCAUUGAUUGAACGUAGUGACCAAAGUCAGAGAAUACCCGACAUCAUCGAUGGUAAUGCCGAUGAUGAAUUCGAACAUUUCGAACUAUAAAUUUUAGCAAACAAUUUAUACAAAAUUUUUAUUAUCCUCUAUGGUCGUCGUUCAUAAAAUGUUCAAAUCGAUUGUGGUACUUAAUAAAAUUUGAAAAGAAAUUUAUGACAACA
This is a messenger RNA of Contarinia nasturtii (swede midge), 1193 nucleotides long. RefSeq lists its product as uncharacterized. The record is from RefSeq and is a predicted model, not a curated record. Bases 184 to 1080 code for a protein of 298 amino acids. Gene Ontology annotation, cellular component: GET complex. The transcript is spliced from 2 exons. Lineage: Eukaryota; Metazoa; Arthropoda; Insecta; Diptera; Cecidomyiidae. Gene Ontology annotation, biological process: tail-anchored membrane protein insertion into ER membrane.